AUGGCGUCCCCUGGCAUUAUGUCGAAAGAUGAUGUCGACGAAGCGAUCCUAACCGAUAUCGCCAGAGCUUGCAACACAUCAAUCAAAGACAUUGAGGAUGUAUAUGAGUGUACUCCUUCACAAAUUCGUAUGAUACAGGAGAUCAGACCGGAAGUAUACCAGUUUGUCCUCUCAUUUGGUCCUUCCGCGAGCGUUGAACGAUUCUCCGAAGCGCUUCGACGCGUAGUCGAUCUGAAUGCAAUCCUGCGCACGAGGUUUGCAAUAUGUCGUCUAGGAACGCUUCAAGUCGUUCUAGGGGCAGAUGAAAUUCCAAUACACCAUUCGGGUGAUAUGGAACAGUAUCUACAGGAUAGCAGAACUGAGGGCCUUUGGAUUGGAGUACCGCUAUUUCGCGCGAGGUUUAUCGGCACGAAGUUUGUCGCCACAAUACAUCACGCAAUCAUGGAUUACUGGUCAUGGUUCACUUUGUUCAAUGUCGACUUGGCAGCUGCGUAUUACCAACUCGAACCACCGACCCGCGUACCAUUCAAAGAUUUCGUUGCUCAUUGUAAGAGUAUAGACGACUCUGAAGCCAAGGUCUUCUGGGCAGCUAGAUUCAGAGGUCAUCCGGCAUGUUUCCCAGACUUUGGAUCAGGAGGUUCAGGGGAGGUUCGAAAGGCUGCAACACGAAAAGUAUCCCUUGGACGAACUGUGAGUGGAGCAGUUCUUGCUCAGAUGCCGUACUUUAUCGAGGCGUCGUGGGCCAUUACGUCGAGCAUUUACACGGGCAAUGACAGCGUUGCUUACGGUUAUCUACUUUCGGGACGCUCGUCCUCCUCAAACGGGCUUCGGAAUACUCUGGGGCCUACAGUCAUAGAAGUUCCGAUCCAAGUUGACCUGAAACGCAACAUGAGCGUGGAGCAAUUGAUCAAAGAGCGAGCUCUGUCGCUUCGGCAACUUCAAGCAAACCCUGCCGUACAAUGCGGUAUACACAAGAUUAUCGCGGCCAGCACAGCGUCAAAACAUGCUGCAGCAUACCGAACGUUACUGAAUAUCCUGCCUGAGCUACCGGCUGCGGGUGAAAGCGAGGAUAUCAAGUUGGAAUGCAUGACGUCGAUUGAAGCACCGUUUCCCUUACAUUUAAUUUUCAACAUAAACGGCGACGGCUUCACGAUUGAUCCUAGAUUCGACCCUCAAGCUAUAUCUGAGACUCAGUUGAAUCAUGCCCUGAAUCAGUUUGAGCAUGUCCUGCAACUACUGAUAGAAUCGCCGACAAAGACGAAGUUGAGUAGCUUAAAGUUAUUGAACCCUCACGAUCAUCAACGUAUAUCAUCAUGGAAUAGAGGUACUCCUCAACAAUCGGCAGCGUCCAUCCAGCAAGCAUUUCGUGUCCAAGUUCGAGAACAUCCUGACGCUCCCGCAGUAGAGGACGGCGACAUGAGAAUGGAAUACGGCAUGCUGGAUCGAAUGUCCGAUCGGCUUGCUCAUGACCUGCGAGCAAGAGGUGUCUCGCGAAAUGUUGCAGUGGCCAUGAUAUUUGAAAAGUCUCUGUGGGCCACGGUCGCGAUGCUCGGAAUCCUGAAAGCUGGUGGUGUAUGCGUGCCAAUUGAUGAGAAAGACGAUCUUAGCGACAGGACAGCGGUAUGCUCCCGAGUAAAUGCGAAACUUGUUUUGGUAUCAUCCACACAACAUCCCAAGUCCGUUGGUGUUGGGUCAGACAUCUUCAUUGUCAAUCACGACACCAUUGGGUCGACGAAAACGAGCAACCCCGUUCCAAAUGAUACGAGUUGUCAGGAUGAUAACGCCUUUACUCUGCUUACCGCGGAUGCUGGGACAGAAUUACGAGCGGUGAUGCUUCAACACGGAAACUUGACAGUUUCCUUGGUAAGCCAAGCCCAAAGACUUGGCUGGCAGCAAGGUUGCCGUAUGCUACAUCGUACAUCUUAUGCGUCCAGCUGGAGCAUUUUUGAGGUCCUCGGAAUGCUACUAUCCGGGGGCUGUGUCUGCGUUCACUCUAAGCCAGGUGACGAAAUGAAUCUAUCGAGAGCCAUUGAGGGUUCUGAGUCAAAUUGGACGAUACUCUCGUCAAGUGAGCUCUGUACCGUAGCACCGAGCAGCACGCCUUCUCUAGAAAACGUAUUGUGUAUUGGCGAAAGGCCUAUUCCGACCAAAGUAUCAACAAUGUGGACUAAGGCCGUACGGCUCUUCCGCGGUUGGGGAACAAGUGAAACAUCUUUCAUAAGUACCGUUCUAGAUGUUCCACCCAGUUCGCCAGAUACAACAUGCGUUGGGUUACCCGCCGGCUGCUCUGUUUGGAUAGUAAAUUCUCAGAACAUCCAUGACCUCGCUCCAAUCGGCAGCAUUGGUGAGCUUCUAGUUGCCGGCCCUGGUGUAGCCAAAGGAUAUUUGGCAGACGAGGCGAAAACGGCGGCCUCAUUUGUCGCAGCACCAGCUUGGGCGGCUUCGUUCUCACUUGAAGACGCAAGAAUGUAUCGUACGGGGCUUCUCGGCCGAUACGAUACUGACGGCAAUAUCUGUUUGGUAGGACGUCGAAGCAAUCGUGUCCAGAUCAAAGGUCGCGGCACACAACUCGAAGAUAUCGAGAGAGUACUUCUCAACUGUGAUAGAUUGAGUGACAUCGCUAUCUUGACGCAGAUCUCAGCUGGCCGGACUCAAAUUGUGGCUGUCGUUUGCCUGGCUGACUCUGUCUUACCAUCUAAGUCAAUAUUAGGCCCGAUAUCUGAAACUUGCAAAAGUGUUGUCACGCGGGAUAUCAGUACUGUCAAAAAUUACGCGAAAUCCAAGUUACCCUCUGAUAUAGUUCCUACUGUAUGGAUUGCGGUAGAAAGUCUACCUAGAACAGACUCUCAGGCUCUUGAUCGGGGUAGUAUUCGAGAUUGGGUAAAGUCAACAGGGCUCAAACAUCUAGUAUAG
Messenger RNA from Pochonia chlamydosporia 170, 2913 nucleotides. Its product is annotated as HC-toxin synthetase protein. Bases 1 to 2913 code for a protein of 970 amino acids. The transcript has a single exon. The record is from RefSeq and is a predicted model, not a curated record. Gene Ontology annotation, cellular component: cytoplasm. Gene Ontology annotation, biological process: amino acid activation for nonribosomal peptide biosynthetic process; secondary metabolite biosynthetic process. Lineage: Eukaryota; Fungi; Ascomycota; Sordariomycetes; Hypocreales; Clavicipitaceae. Gene Ontology annotation, molecular function: phosphopantetheine binding; catalytic activity.